CUCCAUGUUGGUGAUGUUGGCCUUAACUCCAGCUGCACUCCGUUUGAAUGGAUGAUCCUCACCACCAUCAUUGCAAACUGCAUCGUCCUGGCUUUGGAACAGCACCUUCCUGAUGGAGACAAGACGCCUCUAUCCGAGCGACUGGAGGAGACAGAGCCCUACUUCAUAGCCAUCUUCUGUUUUGAGUCUGGGAUAAAGAUCCUGGCUCUGGGUUUUGCGUUACAUAAGGGCUCCUAUCUGAGGAACGGCUGGAACGUCAUGGACUUUGUGGUCGUGCUCACUGGUAUUUUGUCGUCAGUGGGUUCUCAGUUCGACCUGAGGACGCUACGAGCCGUCAGAGUGCUGCGACCACUAAAACUGGUGUCUGGGAUUCCCAGCCUGCAGGUGGUGCUCAAGUCUAUUAUGAAGGCUAUGAUCCCCCUGCUGCAGAUUGGCCUGCUGCUGUUCGUGGCCAUCCUCAUGUUCGCCAUCAUAGGCUUGGAGUUCUACAUGGGAAAGUUCCACAAAACCUGCUAUGAUGAAAUCACAGGAGAUGUAGUGGAUGAAUUACCAUGUGGUGAUGAGUUGCCGUCCAGGUUGUGUCCUAACGGCACACAAUGUAGAGACGGCUGGCUUGGACCCAACUAUGGCAUCACCCAGUUCGACAACAUUCUGUUUGCCGUGCUCACCGUCUUCCAGUGCAUCACCAUGGAGGGAUGGACAGACAUGCUCUACUACAGUAAUGAUGUGGAGGGCAGUGCCUGGAACUGGAUGUAUUACAUCCCCCUCAUAAUCAUUGGCUCGUUCUUCAUGCUCAACCUGGUGCUGGGUGUACUCUCAGGUGAAUUUGCCAAAGAGAGAGAGCGAGUGGAGAACAGGAGCGAGUUCCUCAAGCUGAGGCGACAGCAGCAGAUUGAGAGAGAGCUCAACGGAUACCUGGAGUGGAUCUGCAAAGCAGAGGAGGUGAUUCUGGCUGAGGAAGAUGCCACAGGAAACUUUGAUGGUGCGAGGCGAAGGCCAACCAUCAAAACCAAAAACAACAAGACAGAGCUGCUGAACCCUGAGGAAGGAGAGGACAACAUGGGAGAUGCAGUAGGUUUUGCCCGCUCCAGUAUAAAGAGCGGUAAGGAAGGCUCCAAUUACAGUAAGAAGGAGCGACGGAUGCGAUUCUUCAUCCGCAAGAUAGUGAAGACGCAGGCUUUCUAUUGGACGGUCCUUUGCCUGGUGGGUCUUAACACCAUCUGUGUGGCUGCAGUGCACUACAACCAGCCGGAGCUCCUCUCUGACUUCCUCUUCUAUGCAGAGUUUAUCUUCCUCGGUUUGUUCAUGUUUGAGAUGCUGAUCAAGAUGUAUGGUCUGGGCAUCCAGCCCUACUUCCACUCCUCAUUCAACUGCUUUGACUGUGUGGUUAUUGUGGGCAGUAUCUUCGAGGUGGUGUGGGCCACCAUCAAACCAGGCACGUCCUUUGGGAUCAGUGUGUUACGAGCUCUGCGACUGCUCCGCAUCUUCAAAGUCACCAAGUACUGGGCUCCUCUUCGAAACCUGGUGGUUUCUCUGCUAAACUCCAUGAAGUCCAUUGUCAGUUUGCUGUUCCUCCUCUUCCUCUUCAUCGUGGUCUUUGCCUUGUUGGGGAUGCAGCUGUUUGGAGGACAAUUCAACUUUGAAACUGGAACUCCGCCUACAAACUUUGACACUUUUGCCGCAGCAAUCAUGACAGUAUUUCAGAUCCUGACAGGAGAGGACUGGAACAUGGUGAUGUACGAUGGCAUUGAGUCCCAGGGAGGAGUGAACGACAAAGGGAUGGUUUUCUCCAUCUUCUUCAUUGUCCUCACGCUCUUCGGCAACUACACUCUGCUCAACGUCUUCUUGGCCAUCGCUGUUGACAAUCUGGCCAACGCACAGGAGCUCACCAAGGAUGAGGAGGAACAAGAGGAAGCAGCCAAUCAGAAGACAGCACUGCAGAAGGCUAAGGAGGUGGCAGAAGUCAGCCCGCUGUCAGCAGCCAACCUGUCUAUUGCUGCUAAGGAGCAGCAGAAGAAUCACACCAAGGGUAACAAGUCAGUGUGGGAGCAGAGAACGAGCGAGAUUCGCAGACAGAACCUGAUGACGAGCCGUGAGGCGCUCUACAAUGAGCUAGAGCAGGAUGACUGGAAGGUGUCCUACCCACGGAAAGGACGUGGUGACAUGAAGACCCACUUGGACCGGCCACUCGUGGUCAAUCCACAAGACAACCGCAACAACAACACCAAUAAGACCCAACCUGGUGAGCUGCCUCUGGACCAGGAGUACCGGCACCAAGACAUUGACCACUACCGCCGAGCCGCCCACUACUACCACUACCACCAUCAUCACCAUCAGAAAAGCAUUGGGCCAGACAGUGGAGAGACAGGCCAGCCAACAGAGACCCGGGUGGAGCACGGAUUCAGCUGCACCUCUCUGGGAAAUGUGGAGGGCAGCGUGGAGGGCCAGCAGGUGGAGGAGAGGCACAGUCACAGGAGUCACCGAGGCCACCGGCACCGGAACAGGGAGGGCCGGGAGGCUCGCAGUGUAUCACCACACCAUAGUGAAGGGGGAGAGGGGCACAGUGAGCACAGGAGGUCCAGGCAGCACCGCAGGGCAGCCAGGGAGGGGGAGGAGGGCAGAAGACACAGAUCAAGGGGGACAGAAGGAGAGGGUGAGAAAGGCGAGGAAGGGGAAGGACGGAAGACAAGACGGCAUCGUCACGGCAAUCAGGAAAGGAGCAGAGGACAUCGCACCAGAAAGGAGCACCACAGCACCGGUCCCAGUCUCUCCACCACACGACCCAUACAGCAGUACAACGAGGACCUGGACAACUUCCGCAACAACAGCAAGCUGGCCAGUGCCCAUGAGCAUCCUUACACCCUCCCACCUGAUCAUCCUGACCACCCAGACCAUGUCAACAACCUGCUGAACUGCCGUGACGCAGACACCCACACCCUGCUCCACAGCAUGGACAGCCUGAUCCUGACCAGCAUGGCCAAACCCGAGUAUACGACCAUAGACAUGCCCCCUGUCUACCCCUACCCCUCCACCAACGCCAUCCUGCAAGUGAACAAGAACGCCAACACAGACCAGAAGAAGAGCGAGGAGAAAAAGGAGGAGGAGGAUGAGGGUGGAGAUGAAGAUGGCCCCAAACCAAUGCCUCCCUACAGCUCCUGCUUCAUAAUGUCCACCACCAACCCGUUUCGGAAGUGCUGUCACUACAUCCUGACUCUGAAGUAUUUUGAGUUCAGCAUCCUGUCUGUCAUUGCUAUGAGCAGCAUUGCCCUCGCUGCAGAGGACCCCGUCUGGCCUGACUCACCACGAAACAAUGUGCUGCGUUAUUUUGACUACGUUUUCACAGGCGUCUUCACGUUUGAAAUGUUGAUCAAGAUGGUGGUGCUGGGCUUGUUUCUCCACCAGGGCUCCUACUUCCGCGACUUGUGGAACAUUCUGGACUUUAUAGUGGUUAGUGGUGCUCUGGUGGCCUUCGCCUUCACGGGGAGCAGCAAGGGCAAAGACAUCAGUACAAUCAAGUCCCUUCGAGUGCUGAGGGUGCUGCGUCCUCUUAAGACCAUCAAACGUCUCCCCAAGUUAAAGGCUGUGUUUGACUGUGUGGUCAACUCUCUGAAGAAUGUGCUGAACAUCUUAAUUGUCUACAUGCUCUUCAUGUUCAUCUUCGCUGUGGUGGCCGUGCAGCUCUUCAAAGGUCGCUUCUUCUAUUGCACAGACGAAUCCAAAGAGUUUGAGCGUGACUGCAGGGGCGAGUACUUGGUAUAUGAUAGGGAUGAGGUAAAAGCUCAGAAGCGGGAGUGGAAGAAGUACGAUUUCCACUACGACAACGUGGCUUGGGCCCUGCUCACCCUCUUCACUGUCUCAACUGGAGAGGGGUGGCCGCAGGUGUUAAAGCACUCAGUGGACUCCACCUAUGAGAAUCAGGGCCCGAGCCCAGGUUACAGGAUGGAAAUGUCCAUCUUUUACGUGGUGUACUUCGUUGUCUUCCCCUUCUUCUUCGUAAACAUCUUUGUGGCUCUCAUCAUCAUCACCUUCCAGGAACAGGGGGAUAAGAUGAUGGAGGAUUAUAGCUUAGAAAAGAACGAGAGAGCCUGUAUAGAUUUCGCCAUCAAUGCCAAGCCUCUGACUCGCCACAUGCCGAAGAAUAAACUGAGCUUCCAGUAUCGCAUGUGGCAGUUUGUGGUGUCUCCGCCCUUCGAGUACAGCAUCAUGGCUCUGAUCGCGCUCAACACCAUCGUCCUCAUGAUGAAGUUCCACGGCGCAUCGGACACCUACGAUAACGUCCUGAAGAACCUCAACAUCGUGUUCACCACCUUCUUCUUCAUGGAAUCAGUCCUGAAGAUCAUCGCUUUUGGCCCUCUGAAUUACUUCAGAGACGCCUGGAACAUUUUUGAUUUUGUCUCUGUCCUUGGAAGCAUCACUGACAUAUUAGUGACAGAACUAGGGAAUAACUUCAUCAACCUGAGCUUCCUGAGGCUGUUCAGGGCAGCUCGCCUCAUCAAGCUGCUGAGACAGGGAGAAACCAUUCGUAUCCUGCUGUGGACCUUUGUCCAGUCCUUCAAGGCUCUGCCAUACGUGUGUCUGCUCAUUGCCAUGCUCUUCUUCAUCUAUGCCAUUAUUGGCAUGCAGUUGUUUGGUAACCUGGCACUAGAUGAGGAGGGAGAAAGUGCCAUCAAUGAGCACAAUAACUUCAGAACCUUCAUCAUGGCACUAAUGCUGCUGUUCAGGAGCGCUACUGGAGAAGCGUGGCAUGAGAUCAUGUUGGCUUGCCUGGGUGGUAAGGAAUGCGACCCGGCCUCAGGGAACACAGAACCCGAGUGUGGCAGCACCUUUGCCUACACCUACUUUGUCUCCUUCAUCUUCCUCUGCUCUUUCCUGAUGCUGAAUCUGUUUGUGGCUGUCAUUAUGGACAACUUUGAGUACCUGACCAGAGACUCUUCUAUCCUGGGGCCGCAUCACCUGGACGAAUAUGUAAGGAUAUGGGCCGAGUACGACCCUUCCGCCUGCGGGCGCAUACAUUAUAAGGAUAUGUACAGUUUAUUGCGAGUUAUCUCCCCUCCCCUGGGCCUUGGCAAGAAAUGCCCACAUAGGGUGGCCUGCAAGAGGCUGCUGCGCAUGGAUCUGCCGGUUGCAGAUGACAACACGGUGCAUUUUAACUCCACCCUCAUGGCUCUGAUCAGGACAGCACUGGAUAUAAAGAUUGCCAAGGGUGGUGCAGACAAGCACCAGAUGGAUGCAGAGCUGAGAAAGGAGAUGAUGGCAAUUUGGCCGAACUUAUCGCAGAAGACACUGGACCUGCUGGUUACACCGCACAAGGCAGCCACAGACUUGACGGUGGGCAAAAUCUACGCCGCCAUGAUGAUCAUGGAAUACUACCGGCAGAGCAAGACGAAAAAGCUGCAGGCCCUGCGAGAGGAACAGAACCGAACGCCAUUAAUGUUUCAGCGCAUGGAGGCACCCUCCGAGGGAGGGGGCACGGAUGGCCAGGGGGGCCAGGGCGUGAACGGCCUCCCCAGCACCCAGCCGGACAACAUCAACAGCAUACCUCCCGAGGGUGGUAUGACUGAGAGCCAGUCGUGGGUGACAGCCAAAGCCCAGGAAAUGUUCCAAAAGGCGGAUAACUGGAGCCCCGACAGACCCUACCCCGACGAUCUCCACGACAACCGGCACAACCCCCAGACGGUAGAGAUGAGGGAGAUGGGGCGGGACGGGUACUCCGACACUGAGCCCUAUCACCCAAUGGAUGGGCACGGGCGGACCCUCUCCAUGCCCCGCCUCUCGGCAGACAACCAACGGAGGAGACACAGGCCCCGUGGAAAUAACCUCAGUACCAUCACUGACACCAGUCCGAUGCGCCGCUCCACCUCCAGCCUGGUCCACGGGCGUACGGGCCGGGGCGUGAGGCUGGACGACUACUCUCUAGAGAGGGUGGUGUCUGAGGAGGGGAGACAUGGAGGAGGACGCAGGCACAGGGACAGGAGUCAUCGCGCUUCACAGCGUUCUCUGACCAGAUACACAGACAUCUCCUUGCUAGGGCUGGGCACAGACCUCAGCACCACCACACAGUCAGGGGACCUGCCACCCAAGGAGCGCGAGCGGGACCGCGGCCGGACCAAGGACCGUCGUCACCACCAUCACCACCACCACCACCACAGCUCCAUGGACAAGGAGCGCUAUGGCCCUGACCGUCACGACUACCCUCACAGGCAUCCCCACGACCGCCACUGGUCCCGGUCGCCCAGCGAGGGGCCUGACGGACGAGGUCACAGACAGGGCAGUAGUUCGGUGAGCGGCAGUCCGGUCCCCUCCACCUCGGGGACCAGCACUCCACGGAGAGGUCGUCGACAGCUGCCCCAGACCCCUGCUGUCCCCCGUCCACAUGUCACCUACUCCCCUGCUGUUCGCAAGCCCAGCUAUGGCCCCCCAGGGCCGGGCCGCCUGCGCUCACCCUCCCCCCGACACUUCUCCCCACCAGAUCACGACAGAGGCUACCACCACCGACCCCCGUCACGCCAUGCCUCUCCCCAUCACGGGGGUUCCUCAUCCCGGCACGGUUCGCCGCGCUCCCCUAGGCACCAAUCCCCACGCUCGCCCCUCCACGGCUCACCUAGGUCCCCUCACCAAGGCCGCUGGAGCGGGCCUCCACCUGGGGACAGCCUGGAGGGCGACGGGCCCUUCUAUGAGCAUGAUUAUGAGUACGAGCGGCACCACGAGCCCCCUGCCUAUGAGCAGAGCCUCUCCCACGGCAACCCACACCCACAUGGGGGAAAUCCUCACCCACACCCACGCUCACCUAGGACUGCCCGCCAUGGGCCCCCUCCGCCCCCUCACCCGCAUCCACGUAGGGUGCCCAAUGGCUACCGCUCAUCCUCACCUUCCCCGCAUCGACGGGGACCACCUGGGGCACCCCCCCACCCACACCCACAUCACCGCCCACCCCAUGCCAGAGGGCCCCGCAAGGGCCUGCAUGAACCUUAUAGUGAGACGGAUGAAGAUGACUGGUGCUAGCGACCACAGGGAGCGAGGGAUAAGGGCAGGAGAGGAGAAGAAGAACAGCAGCCUCCGGUGCUCUGGCCUUGGAUAUGUAGACUUUUAAUAAAGCAGUGGUGGUGGAAAUGUUGGAGGGGGGGUUGGACGCCCUCAAAACCCUCUUCCUUCACCCCUCGGACUCUAAACGAGAGGAAGGGGCAGAGGGGAGAGGGUUGAUGGUGCUGCGAUAGCCUUUUACACAUUUUGUGUAAGACUCAAAUCAGUGACAGAGCAGCACACGGAUAAAAUGAAAAAGAGACAGCCAAGAUUACUAGGGCAAGGCCCGGGCACAGUUUACCUCUGCCUCUCUCAGUCUCAGAACUACUCUUCCCAGAAUUCUCUGCUUGACCAGCAAGGCCAGGUUGCAGGAGGAAGAGAGGUACGGAAACAGAAAACAAGGGAGGAGCAUGUCGCUGUAAAAAUGGCCAUUGAUCAUUGCAGUUUACAAGGCCUAAAAGCACUUCUCCCAGACUGACACGUGAUUGGUUAGUUUCGUCAGAUGUGUGCUAUCUGUUGCCGGCCAGUUUGCUAAUGUAAAAGCCUGAAAAUGAGUUGGAACACAGAGUCCACUGCUUUGACUCUGCUCCUCGACAGAUAUGUUUAAAGAAAAAUAAAUAAACAAAAAGCCAGGACCCCCUAACCCUUACAUGCCAAGCUAUGCCUCCAGAAAAUCAAACUUGAACAAUGAAGAACAAAAUGAAACUUUACAUGACAAACAAUGAAAAGAAAAAAAAGGGAGAACAACCACUUUAUCUUUAAUCUUUUUCCUUUCCAAGGGACAGAACCAGGAAGCUCCGCCUAUACUGCAAAAACCAGCCAAACUCAGCGCUGGCUGAUAUUUGAUGAGUUUUAUCAUCUCUGUUUACUGUUAAAGACUCACUUAAUGCUGACGGAACUGGUGUGACAUCACUUCCUGUCUGGCGGUGGUGGUAGUGGAGGGGGGUGGGGCACAGUGUGGGCUCACUUCCUGUUGGAGUGCGCUUUGGGGGGGGCGAGCUCAGUUAACUAGAGAAGGGAGUCGGACACUUCGUAAAGCCCCCUCCUCCUCAGUUACUCAUCUCAGCGCACAGCGAAUGAUGACCUGACAGGAAAUGACAUCACACGGUUGAAUGGGGCGGAGGAGAGGAAAGGAGGGAUGGGGAAAAAGACUAAUUUCUUCAGUAUUUCUUCUAUCGAUUACUUCUCCUUCUUGUUCUUCUUCGGACAUUGGAGCUUGGUUCUUCUGUUGCAUUCGCUCAGCCUCCUUUGAUCUUUUUCGGAGUCCAAAAUUUGAUGGAAACCUGCAUGACUGAUUAAAUACAUACUAGAGAGGAAAUCUAACUGGUGUGGGUGGGACCUGGGGGCUUUAUAGGAAACUUUGCAUUUAGGUUUACAAAAGAAGUUCUCUUCUUUCAGACUCUCUCUCUCUCUCUUACAUCUCAGACGUAAUUUUCGGUUCCGGUUUUGCCAGGAACAGGCUUUGACAGUCGGUUAAUUUGUUUGUCUCAGUUUUCUGCCGAUACAGGUCAAAAGCUAUGUUUCAACAACCUGUUAAAAGACAGGAAAUGCUGCAGGAUCUCAUCAAAGUUUCCUGUUGUUUCUUGAGAAACAAGAGGGAGAAAGAGUGGAGAGUAGCAGACUUCUAUCACACUUGAUUUAUUAUUGUUAAUGAUGAUAGACUUAUGAAUAAUGAUAUCAAUGUCAAUGCAAAAUGACGAUGACAAUGAUGAUGAUACUGAUGAUGAUUGACUGAUUGAUAGAACUGUUGCUGUAGAUUUGUUGUCAUGUUAUUUGGAGUUCAAGUAUGCUAUGUCCAUCUUGUUUACAUCCUUUAUGUUUUUAUUCCCCUGUUUAAUGACGUUUACCGGGUUCCUGAUGCCUUCCUGCAACAUUUCGGGGCAAUGACGGCUUGGGAAACAUUCACUUAGUAGCGUUGCGUGUUGUAACGCAACUCUUAAGAUACACUCUCUCUUCAGAAUGGUGGAGGUGGAGGUCAGGGGAGUCUCAGUACCUGACUUGCAAUGAUUCAUGGGGUCAGUACUCUUGCCAAGCCAACCCAAAGAUCAAGAAUUCAUGUUCAGAGCCGAGGGUAUUUCAGUUUAUUGAGGAAUGUAGGUUAGUUUUGCAAACCUCUGCAAUUUCCACUGCAGAGCUUUUAGACAAGCUUGCUUUACAGAGGAUACAGUUCUACCAAGGUUGAAUUCUUCCACAUGCAGCCAAAAAAACUUCAAAUCUCUUUUCCCUCUGUUUGGCUCUGUAGUUUGUAAUGACAUUGGUUGCCAGCAGUGACAGCACAGUAUUGGUGGUACAGUGUUGGUGUGAGUAUUAGGUGGUGUUGUUCUCUUUUUGCCACCAGGGGGCAGUUAUCAGCACACAUUAUCCGCCCUGCCUUCCCCCUCUACAGGACAGCCUCUGGGCCACAUCCUGGUUUCUAGACCUGGAGUCUAACCUCCUCUUAUACCGUAUUCUUAUAUGAAUGUGAGAUAUACAAAGUCUAGUCCUAGUCAGGAAAUGUAGGACGUAGCCUGGGAGAUGCCAUACCUGUCCGUUUGUCAGCCCGUCCUUCUGUCUGCCUGUCUGUGCCAAUGCUGACCCCCCUCCAACCCCUUCUCUCAGGUCUGGAUAACCAGAGAACAGUCACCAAAUCACCAAUCAAUUCAUGUGAGGUUGUAGGAAAGCUGAAACCUCCUCUGCCAAAACCCACUUCAGUAUCCGCCAACCUCUCUUUCCUCAUCUAUCUUUUUCUUUUUCUGUCCAUUUAACAUCUGUUCUUUCAGCUUGCCAGAGAAUGACACUGAGGACACUAAAGGCAUUACAGGACAGAAACACUUAGAUCUAAUAAUUUAAUCCUUAUUGUUAUGAGGGACAACAAUUAUUGACUAUUCAAUAACUCUAGGACAAGAUGAUAAAAUAUAGAUAAAUAUAGAUGAUAACCUACAGAUAAAUCUAGAUAUAAUACCGUAGAUGUAGUUAUAGAUAACAGACAGAGUAUAAUUAGAGUUUCAGAUAUUUAUUUAUUUUGCAUACCGUUCAUGCUCAUGACACGGUCAGCGAUCUAGCUACUCUUGAAACCUCACACUGUUUUCUUCGCAGUCACAGAAGCCAGAAAACAAACCCCAGUUCACAUGUUUUGACUCUAUGCAGACCUCAUAAGCAUCUUCAUGGUAUUAAUUUGGAGGAGAAACUGCAACGCUGUGGUACUGUAAAACUGAUUAAUGAAACUGGAACACGCAGAUCUGAGAAAAUGUGAAGAUCGACACCAGUUUUGCACACGUCACUUGACAUCACCUCCACAGUGAAACCCCUUUCUUUCAUGGCCCUCUGUCGCUGUCUCUUUCCCCUCCUUCUCCGACUGAUUCCUCUUCCCUCCCCAUAUUUCUCUCCUCUCCCAAAAUAUGUUGCCUCCAGGCCUAGUAGUUGAGUAUAGCAUAGUGAUGAUGAGGAUAGGGGGGCUUGUUUUUGUUGAUUGUCUGUUUGUUUGGCGGGAGUGAAGGGGUGCAAACCUGAAACCCCUCUGCUUUUACCUCCCCUCUUGAGAGGUUACGGCAGGUGGGGAAGCUUCCCCAAAACCCCCUACAGAGCCACAGUGCCUUCUGUAUCAGAGUCACAUUUGUCACCCCCCAAUCUCCUCGCCCUAAGCCGCUCCCGUCCUUCACCUCCUUCCCCUCUGUAGUAGAUGAGAUCACCCACACUACGCCUUAAAAGUUGAGUCCCACCGGCUCCCAUGCUGGCAUAGAAACAGGGAGAGCGGUGAUUUUGAGACUGGGCCAUGGUGAGGAAAUAGCCAAGAGGCUAAAUUUGACAUAGGGAAAUCAGUAUCUCAUCCGGUAUGGGCUUAAUCGUUUAAAAUUCCCAUUCAAACAUACACAGCUUUUUGUAAUGAUUGCCAAAAAUCUAAAUAGAUCCACAGAGAGCCUCGUGGUUUUGAUUUUGAAAACUCAAAUGGUCAUUGUUACUGGAUGCUGCUAGCAAGCUAGCCCUCUUGGCUUCACCUCCCUGUUAGGCGUGGUACAAGGGCGCCAUUUUGUCCCCAUCCUGGAGAUGUCCUGGGUCCAGUUUCAGGUGGUGUAGUGAGAGGUUUACAGAGGUGCAAAGCGGUUUGCUUACUUCUCAGGUCCCUCUAGAGUUAGGUAGCUAGAUAGUUAGACAAUAUAGGGAAGAGUCAGCUACGAAACAAGCAGGCCUCGGAUUGAGUUAUUGUAUGGUUUUACCUGGCAUGUCGUCAGACGUUGUAAUGUUGACCCCCUCUCCCCCCUCUUUCCUUUCACUAACCCACAUUACACACUCUGACACCUCACCUCCCCAUUAACAGCCUGCUGAUGCACCAACACUCGACGCCAAGCAUGUUGACAGACAGGCAGGAAAAACCCACCUCCAUUUUGGCUCCUUGACACCACUCGCUUGUCCAGAAUUGUAACAGCGGAUCCAAAAUGGCUGACACACAACACUGCCCUUGUGUGAAAGCAUGUUGUGUGUGUACUUUUCCAAGAACAAAUCCCAUUCCUUGGAGGGAAAAAAGUGAACAUUAGAUGUUUGUUUUUGUUGUUGUUUCGCUUAUUUCUUUUUGAACAGGGUUGGGGGGGGGUGCAAGGUUUUUGCUCAGUCAUUGCUUCUCUCAACAUCUGCUUUCUGUGUCUUCACCCCCAGCUUCACCCAUCAGUCUUUAUCUCUCACUAAUCUUUUUUUUUCAUCGAUUCUUCGUACUGGGACGAAGGAAAAACUAACAAACACACCAACCCAUCCACUCAGUCGGCUGUGAAAUUGUGUCAGUGGGUCAGUCGUGAGGCAUCGUGUCGACAAUAAUAAGGGCUCUCUUUAAAAAAAAAACUACACAGUGGGUUUUAAUGUACAGUAGUGCUGCCAAAAGUUGUGCUUAUGUAGCUGAAGCCACGCUGUGGUCUCCCCUUUGUACAGCACUAGAUGUGUGCAUGCGUGUGUGUGUAGGGGGGUCAAAAGUGAGGCGGGGAGGGAGGGGCGGGAGGGUCAAAAGACGAUGAGAGAGAGACUUUAAUGAUGUAAGGGUCCUGUUUAGGGUAGAGGGGGGAGUUUUGGGGAGGGAGGGGGGGCAGAGGGCGUAGUGAUGUUAACACACAAUUUCACAAUGGCACUGGACCACUUUUCGGGCUCAUCCUCACGCUCAGAAGCCAUUUUAUCACCGUCACCACGCCCACGCUUGGUCCCACUGUGAGGGGGGCGGGGCUACUGCGACAGGGAGACAUUUACUGUGUGUAUGUGUGUUGGCGUCUAUGAGAGUGUGUACAGGUAUUAUGAGUUGUGUAUGGGUGUGUGUUUUAAGCUGAAAUAGAUUACUUUCAUUAUAUUUUAAUGUGGCAAUUUAUUUUUAGGAUUAAUUAAUUAGUCUUGCCAGUUUUCAUAUGUUUUAUAUCUUUUUAAUUGUUGUUGACUAUGGGUGCAUUUUAUCUUGGACAAAUACAUGUUUUCAACAUGCCAAUAGGAAAAGUUGCUUUAAGGAAAGGGAGAGCAAACUCCAGUAUAGCUGCUCUAGAUUCAAUUAUAAAUCAGUUUUAAACAACUGCACAUAAAAGUGCAUCCUAUUUAGCAAUGAAACUACAGUAUGUUUGCAGCUUAAUGCUUUUAAAUGAUUACUACCCUUUAUAGAUAAAGAAAUAACCAUAAACAUUUUAAUUUCUUAGAGCCCAAACUGACAUCUUCACAUUGCUUGUUUCCAAAAAAUCUUUUAAAAAAACCCAAAGAUUUUCACUUUAUUCUGUUAGUUCAUCAUUAAUCCUUUCAGCACUAUUUGAGUGUGUAUGCGUUUAUGUAUGUAAGAGGAAGAUGUGUGAGUGAGUAGACUUGCAUGUGUUUGUCAUUUUAUUGUGUGUGUGUGUGUGUGUGUGUGUAUGUGUGUGUGUGUGUGUGUGCACAUGUCCUGACACCAUCAGCUACAGUAGGUAACCCUCAGUGCCUUACACUGUACAGGACACAGUGAUUUCUCCAUCUGAGACUAUCACAGUGCACACACACGUAAACCUUUAAUGUCUUCAUCGCCAUUUUCACCCCCCUUCCUCCCUCCCUCACCCACUCCUCACCUUUGCUUAAUUCCAGCCUGGAUGGGUGAGGAUGGUGGUUGAGGGUGGAGGGGGGUCAGUAGAUAAUCAUGUCAUUUGUCUCACCCAUUCUCUCCCUCUCUCCCAUGCCAUCUGUUGUAUGUUCUGGCUCUGUAAUUCUUGUGUAUAUACUCCAUAAAGUUUCUGAAAAACUGAACUUGUUCAUCUGAUGUUAGUUAAUUCUUCUCAUCUCACUGUGUUUCAUUCUUCUUUCCUCUCAGCGUCUUCUCACUUAGUUCAUCUUUCCCUCUUCAUUCUGGUUCCUGUAAUACCAUUCAUAAACACAGGGUGGUGGCAUCGAGCCUUCUCUAUUAUCACUCAUUGUGAAAGGUGUACAGCAUGUCUUUGUGCUGUGUAGGUUGAACAAGUUCAGAUGCUUGCGUGUGUGGGAGUGUUUUGUCUGUGAAGGUCUGUCUGCAGUGUGUGUGUGUGUGUGUGUGUGUGUGCUGCGUGUUUUGGUCUUUUUGAACAUCUAUGGAGCCCAGCAGGUAUUACGACUGAAUUUCUCAUUUAUACCCUGAAACCUUUUCAUUUGUUCACUUGAAUCUGUUUGGGCAAAUUAUCAAAAGAGAAACAUCUUACAUUUAAAGCUGCACUAAUCCAUCAAGAACUCCACAACAAGCUUAAAGACACAAAGCCCUGAUGUACUGUACUCUGAUGUAGCACCACAAAUGCUAUAGAGAUCAUCAAUGGGACUUUGGCACUAAAUGUGAUAAUUUAUUGAUACAUACUUGAUGGAAUGAGUUCAGUAAGUUUUGUACAGCAGUGCAGCUUCUAGUCUGAUAUUAACAUUGUGGGUGCACCUAGCAAACAGUUUUCUUUUGAAGGUACAACUAGUUACUAUAAGGGAGUAAAUUCAUUAUUUAUUUGUAUAUUUCUAUAUAUGAAAUUAUCAAAACUUACCCUCUUGAUACUUGUCGGGCUCCAUACCUCUCUGUGCUCAUUUACAGUAAUCGGAUAUCUGAGAAACAUAGGUGAAUUGUCUCCUGCUGUUGCCAUAGCAACCCUCAAGGCCCCUCUCUCUCCCUUUUUCCAUCUAUCUCUCUUCCUCUCCCUCUCCCUGUUCUCCAUCCCUCUUCAUCACUAAGAACCCAGUGGAGACAAGUUGCUUCCAGAAGAUUUUUCUCAGAGCUUAGCUCUCGCCUCUCUACGUCAGUGUCCCCGGCGCUGUGGGCUGAUCUCUCUCUGCAAAACAUCUCAAGGUGCCACAAGAUUAAGAAAUCUUAUGGAUCUUUUUUAACCCUUUGUAGCUCAGAUUUGAUUAUUCCCUGACCUUCCCUGAAUUUGCACAAGCUAAAACAAACUCUUUAUUGGACAAAGUCUUGGCAACGUCAUCAUUUGAUAGAAGAUUGAAAUGUCAAAAGAAAUUUGAUUCAAAUUGUGGAAAUUUUAGCCAAAGAUUAGGGACAUUUCUGUCUCUGGUGUUGAUACAGGUUUCCUAUUAAAUCCAUUUUUGACUUGUACUUGAAGUCUUGAAAAGCUUCAGGGUAAACUGCUCCAAACAUGCUUAUUGGGAACAUAAAAUCAAACAAAAAAACUAAUGCCAGCUCUCAAAAAAUAGCUACAAAGGGUUAAACAACAUUUCAAAGGAUUCAAACACCAGAGUAAAAGUGUUGUCGUUGCAGAGAUGCAUUGGGGAAACUCUCCGAAGCAACUACCCAAACAUCCAUCUCGUCACCAUGCAAACCAUUAUACACUCGACCCAGUAGAAACCGAACCAGUGCCACAGUAGAAAACCAUACAGGAUUCACUCAGCAAGUUGGGGAAAAAAGAGAAAAAAAUAAACAUACAUGGCAAUUUAAGAUAAAAGAGAAGUAUUUAAUUACAGAUUUGCAUGUGCAAUGUGCAUGCCACUAUGUGGGGUAACAAGUCAACUUCAGGAAUUAAAAAAAUAAAUAUAAAGAAAAAAGUAUAUAUAUGUAAAAAUAUAUAUAGAUAGAUGUUUUUAAGAGCAAUGUGUUUCUUUUUUCUUCUAUUUUUAAAAACAAAAAACGUAAAAAACCUGACCAAAAAAAAAAAACAAACAAAAAUGAAAAAAAAAAAAAAUCAUCCUGACAAAAAAUGGAAAUGACUUUGGUGAUGAAAUCAAAGAAUGUUUGUUUGUUAUAUUUGCCAGUUAUUUCACGGGGGAAAAACCGUGGGGGAGCAAGGAUAGAUAACACUUUAACUAACAUUACAAAAAAAAAGAAAAAAUGAUUUUAAAAAGGGGGAGAAGGAAUACAAAACUUUUCCUUGAUGAAAAACAAUCCCUUUGAGAGUAAAGAGCUGCCUGAACCUGAAUCUGGUGAUGUUAUUCCCGUUUAUUCUGGCUAUGAAAUCCCUUCUUUCUCUCUCCCGCUCUCUUUCUCUCUUUCUCUGACCAUCUCUUUCUCUCCCUCUGUUUCUUUCUCUAUCUAUCUCUGCUGUUUCUACCAGUGCAUUUUGUAAUUUCAAACAGAACUCUUCCUAAAGAACCUGAAUAAACCAGAGAGAAUGCAUUCUA
Molecule: messenger RNA, 15552 nt
Organism: Lates calcarifer (barramundi perch)
Lineage: Eukaryota; Metazoa; Chordata; Actinopteri; Centropomidae
Gene: cacna1ab
Product: calcium channel, voltage-dependent, P/Q type, alpha 1A subunit, b
Biological process (GO): calcium ion import across plasma membrane; chemical synaptic transmission
Cellular component (GO): neuronal cell body; voltage-gated calcium channel complex; membrane
Molecular function (GO): high voltage-gated calcium channel activity
Source: RefSeq, a predicted model, not a curated record